Messenger RNA from Kuraishia capsulata CBS 1993, 1863 nucleotides. RefSeq lists its product as uncharacterized. The record is from RefSeq and is a predicted model, not a curated record. Gene Ontology annotation, biological process: xylulose metabolic process. Gene Ontology annotation, molecular function: D-xylulokinase activity. The transcript has a single exon. The coding region runs from base 1 to 1863 and encodes 620 amino acids. Gene Ontology annotation, cellular component: cytosol. NCBI's taxonomy places the organism in Eukaryota, Fungi, Ascomycota, Pichiomycetes, Pichiales, Pichiaceae.
AUGUCCGAAUUACAGUCUAAAACAUCAGACCUCUUUCUGGGGUUUGAUCUUUCUACGCAACAACUCAAGGUGAUCUCCGCAUAUGCGAAUUUAUCUGCUCACAAGACGUAUAGGGUCGAUUUUGAUGCGGAUUUGCCCCACUAUGGUGUCCACAAAGGUGUUCACUCCAAUGAAGAAACAGGCGAGAUCUACGCACCCGUGGAAAUGUGGAUCGAAGCACUUGAUCUCGUUUUCACCCGGAUGAAGGAGGAUGGAUUUCCUUUUGCUGAUGUCCGUGGGAUGUCCGGUUCUUGCCAGCAGCACGGGUCUGUCUAUUGGUCAGAAAAGGCCGAAUCGCUUUUGAACAACCUUUCAGCUUCAAAACCGCUCAAAGACCAGCUAUGCCCCGAGGCUCUCACUUUUCUGAACUCGCCUAAUUGGCAGGAUCAUUCUACUGGUCCUGAACUCGAGAUUUUUGAGGAUUCCGUUGGUGGACCUGAUGCCCUGGCUGAGAUCACUGGCUCAAGGGCCCAUUACAGGUUCACCGGAACGCAGAUCCGCAAGCUUGCAACCCGUGUUGACAAAGACCUGUACCGUCAGACCGCCAGGAUCUCACUUAUUUCAAGUUUUUUGAGUUCUCUUCUUGCUGGAACCAUCACCAAAAUCGAGGAGGCUGAUGGGUGUGGAAUGAAUAUAUAUGACAUCUCAAAGUCGGCAUACGAUCCACAAUUGCUUGCAGUCACUGCGGGUGUUCACCCGAAGUAUGAUGGAAGUUCUGCUGAAGAAACCGCGUCCGGUGUGGCUGAUCUACAGAAGAAAUUGGGAGACCUUGAGCCAAUUGGCCCUCAUCCGGUGGGGACGGUUUCUUCGUAUUUCGUGGAAAAGUACGGGUUUAACGCAAACGCCCAAAUUUUCUCCUUCACAGGUGACAAUUUGGCCACAAUUUUGGCCCUACCACUUGCAAACAACGACAUCCUGGUUUCUAUGGGUACAUCUACCACUGUACUACUUGUGACAGACCAGUAUGUUCCAUCGGCAAACUACCACAUCUUCAAACACCCAACCAUCCCCGGUUCAUUUAUGGGAAUGCUUUGCUACUGCAAUGGUUCGCUUGCAAGGGAACUAAUCAGAGAUGAGGUGAACCACAAGUUUGGCGAACCAAAGAACUCUUGGACCAAGUUUGACUCCUUGCUGGAUUCUGCAAAGCCUCUCGGCGGAGGUUCCGCUAAAAAGCUCGGCGUCUACUUCCCAAAAGGUGAGAUCAUCCCCAACUGCUCUGCACAAACGAGACGAUACACUUACACGGAUUCAUUGGUAGAAGUUGAUGCCACAGAUAACAAUUCUGAGUGGACAGCCGAAGACGAUGUAGCUGCCAUUGUUGAAGGACAAGCUUUGAGUUGUAGAUUGCGUGCUGGCCCCAUGCUUGCCAGCACCACUGCCGAUGAGAGGUCUGGGGACGAAACAAAGCACGACGAGAUGAUAGCAGAGAUUCUGUCCAAGUAUGGGGAGAUUGGAUCCGAUGGAAAAGCGCAGGAUGCCAAGGCUUUGUCGUCGCGCCCUAACAAGUGUUUCUAUGUCGGUGGUGCUUCCAAGAACGUAUCCAUUGUUUCCAAAUUCGCGUCGAUUUUGGGACCUCUCAACGGCAACUUCAAGGCUGAUCUGAGUGAUGCCUGCGCACUCGGUGGCUGCUACAAGGCGAUCUGGUCACAGGAAACCAACCUCGCGAAAGAAAGUGGUGUUUCUUGCCUCGGGUACAAUGAGUUUCUGAGCAAAGGCUAUGACUGGGACAACAACGUCGAGAAGCUAAAUGUAAAGGAAGAAUGGGACGAUUACAUUGAUGGUGUUGGGAUUUUGAGUAGCAUUGAGAAGACGUUGAGGCACUAG